AUGCAAGCUGCGGAUUUGAACGCACCGAGCUCAUCCCUCAGACUAUUCCCGUUUGGGAUGGCAAUAGGAGCGCUUGCCGAGGUUGCGAUCAAGCUCUUCGUCAGCGGUUACAUACUCGCCGUGGUGGUCUAUGUAAACGCGACCGGCAAUUGGGAUAAGGACGAUGACUUAGUCGCAACAUUCGAUGUCAGUGCUGUUCUCGGGCAAACCGCUAGAUUGCCUUGUGACAUUGAACCGUCCACGCGGGAGGAUCGCGUAUAUAUGGUGCUUUGGUUCCGCGACGAUGCGGUAAAACCGAUUUACAGCUUCGACGUGCGGGGACGGGCAUUCAACAAAGCCCUGAACUGGUCGGACAGCACCGUGCUCGGGCCGAGGGCUUACUUCGUGACCGUUACGAAACCUGCUGCCCUGUCCCUGGAGGCGGUUCAACUGGACGACGAGGGGAUUUAUCGGUGCAGGGUGGACUUCAAGAAUUCACCAACGAAAAACUUUCAAGUUAAUCUGACUGUAAUCGUUCCGCCACAUCAGCUUUUGAUCUACAACAGUUCCGGGGUGGAGGUAGAAAGUACCGCUGGACCGUUUCAAGUUGGCGUCGAGUUCGAACUCUCUUGCGAAGUCAGAGGAGGGAAACCCACGCCGGUGGUGAGUUGGUUGGUGAACGAAAAGGAGGUGGACAGUAGAUUGGAUGAUAUCGGUCGUCACAUAGUCGUCAGUAAACUAAGGAUACCUCAACUAAGGAGGGAGCACAGGAACACCACGUACAAAUGCCGAGCCGCGAACACGGAUCUUAUACCGGCAUUGGAGAAAACGAUCCUGUUGGACGUUUAUCUGAAACCGUUGUCGGUGAAAAUCUUGUCAAAGCCAACGAUCCUCGAGACCGAGAAGGACUACUCGAUCGCUUGCGAGACGACGGGAUCGCAUCCUCGAGCUCGAAUCACAUGGAUGGAGGGGAAUGCUGUUUACCACAAUGGAAAAGUGCUCGAUGGUGGUAACGCAUCAGUGGUAUUGAGUACAUUGAUAUUCUCGCCGAUCCCGGACGACCACGGGAAAAUCCUGAAAUGUCGGGGAGAGAAUCCAGCACUGCCAGAUGCGUACUUAGAAGAUUUUUUUCAAUUGAACGUAGUUUUUCCACCGAAAGUACAAUUACACUUGGGCAGCACUCUGAACGCGGAUAAAAUCAAGGAGGGCGACGAUGUAUACUUCGAGUGCAAGGUCCGGGCCAAUCCGGAACAUCAUAAAAUCACAUGGAGACACAACGACGCCGUGUUAACGCAGAACUAUUCAGCCGGAAUAAUCAUGAGCACCCAGAGCCUGGUGCUGCAGAAGAUCGGUCGCAACAACGCCGGGAACUACACGUGUCUCGCGAGCAACGAUCGUGGCGAGACCACCAGCCCUGCGGUUACAUUGCGAGUACAGUUCGCCCCGGUGUGCAAAGCGAAAGACGUGACGGUAAUCGGCGUGUCGCUGGAAGAGUCCGUGAAGGUGCGUUGCGAAGUGGACGCCGAUCCGAACGAGGUGGAGUUCCUUUGGGAGCUUAACAACAGUGGGGAGAACUUCGAGGUCGCGCCGGCGAAAUUCGACGGUAAUAACGGAACGAUGAGCGAGCUCGUUUACACGCCAGUGUCGGAAAGGAAUUACGGUGCUUUGACGUGUUGGGGUAGAAACGUGAUUGGGAAGCAGGAAGCGCCUUGCAUCUACCAAAUCAUUCCUGCAGUGAAACCAAAUCCCCUGAACAACUGCACGAUAAAGGCAUCCCUGAAUCAAAGUUCCGAGAUCCUCGAGGUCGAAUGCGUGCCAGGAUACGACGGGGGGCUCAGGCAAGAAUUCCGACUGGAAGCAUACGAGGUCCACACCGGGAAUCUACGGGUGAACGCGUCUAGCAUAUCUGCGGAUGUUCCGUUGUUCCGUAUUGCGGUGGCGGAUCUGCUUCCAGCCACCCAUUUUUAUCUUGUCACGUACGCCGUGAACGCCAAGGGGAGAAGCGAAAGUAGUCUGCUGGAAGAUAUAAUGUUGCGAGACUCUGAGAAACAUACAGACAGCGGAGUGAGUAUGGUACCUCUCAUCCUACUUCUAAUCGGUUGUCUGAUGGCGUUCGGCGUCACCGUGCUCUCGGUAAUGCUGAUGAUGUACCGACGCAGAGGCACGACGUCUCCGGUGCAUAUCGAGCCGUACAUGAAACAACCGAUAAUCACGCCACCGGACUCGCGAAACAACUCGAUGCUCGACGUCACGCACGGUGAUCACACUUACUUCGUCGAGUAUACGUUGAAACAGGUGACGGAUUACGCGCUCAACAAUCAACCGGACAUCAUUCAGUCGCCACAAGACCAAGAGAAAAUCAAACGCGAACCACAAUUGUUUCUACCUGUCAGGCCGGAUACCCUGUUCGCGCCGUACGACAUUCAUAAACAGGGGAUUCAGACUAACAGAUGCAGCUUAAACCCGUUCUCGGCGAAGUCAUGGGAGCCCAUCAGCUUCAAAGCUGACCGUAACUUAAUGAAGGAGAUCAUUAUCGCCAAUUCUAUACCUGGUCCAGAAAGUUGCGUGUAAAAGAUGCCACUCGGAAAAGAGGAAGAACAAGCAAACACAUAUCAGAAGGACCGAUUUC
This is a messenger RNA of Dufourea novaeangliae, 2608 nucleotides long. RefSeq names its product protein turtle homolog A-like (gene side-III). Lineage: Eukaryota; Metazoa; Arthropoda; Insecta; Hymenoptera; Halictidae. The transcript is spliced from 14 exons. The coding region runs from base 1 to 2550 and encodes 849 amino acids. The record is from RefSeq and is a predicted model, not a curated record.